Cuscuta campestris is the source of this 6696-nucleotide messenger RNA. Lineage: Eukaryota; Viridiplantae; Streptophyta; Magnoliopsida; Solanales; Convolvulaceae. The record is from the annotation of a GenBank genome assembly.
UUGCGAAUAAUAUUUUUUAUUAGUAUUAACCAUUUGGAUAAAGAUUUAAUGAUUUAGAUUUUAGGUAAAAUUUUAAUGUUUUAGAUUAGUUUUAAAAUGCCAAUGUUUCAAAAAAAAAACUAAAAAAUGCCAAAGACUACUGUUAGAGUGUUAAUUGUUUUUUAAGUGUGUUUUUUUAAAAGAGCACAUUAUUAUACUCAUAGCGUCUUCCUUUUCCCGCUCACUCAAACAUCGCAUUUCAGGGCGAGUCCCCCCGCCUCACUAUUCUUUGCCGGCGGUUCCCGACAACCGCCAUGGGCUCCGCCGCCGAUGCAUCCGUCAGCCUCCUCUCCGAACUCCAAUCCGGCAACGAGUUUUCCCGAAAUACAUACACUGGCUUCUCCAAUUACCUCCACGAAUUUUCCACUAUCUCUAAACCUAACAAAUCAUCCAAAUCCGGCGAGAAUUUCACCGCCAUCCGAGCUCUGUGCAAACGAUUCCUUCCGUUUCUGAACAAAGCGCUGGGUCUCCUUCCCAAACGCCUCUCCGAGACCUCAAAAAUCUCCAAGGAAUCUGCCUCUCAUCUGCUCGAUGUAUAUAGGCUUUGCUUAAACUGCCUCGAUUUAGUGGCUUCUCAGCUGGACGCUAAACCACACUCAGUUGAAUUACAGAAAUUACGUUUUGUGCGCUAUCUCGUGGAAUGGGAGAGGUACCAAGAGGCGGAAGGCGAAGCAUUUUGUAUACUGGAGAGUCUUCAGAGAGAUUGCUGUCAAGGGGAAGAGGCAAAAUCGGUAGUUUCAAAGAGGCGAGAGUUGUUGCCGCCUUUUAAUGAAGAAAACGUGGACCAAGAGUAUGCUUUGAUGGUAUUGGACAUAGCAGUAACACUUGUGAAAUGUGCUUGGAUGAAACAAAGCAAGGACGCAUCUGAUUAUGAUAGAAUACUCGAUUUAGUCAAUGAAGCAUUACCUUGGCUCAAGGUCAUAGAAGCCAAUGCAAGUGACAAAAUGCAUCAGAUGCUUUUGAAAUAUUUGAGCAGAAUUGCUUUGUUCAUGGCUGACAAUUUAGCUUGUUUUGGCGGGCAUUUAGUGUGCAUGUAUUGCCAGCAGAUUUUUGAUCUGUACAGAAGAUCAUCUCAGAGAGGUGAAGUUUGGAAGCUCGCACAUAAUAUGUGCUCUUCGUUGUUUGGACAACAAGAAGCUUCUGAUAUAGUUGAUGUAUUAAGAUGUAUCUUUGAAUCUAUGUCUGCGGAAAGCAAGACGGGAAAGGAGAGCAAUGCAAUAAAAUUUCUGGAACUCAUACAUUAUUCUGCUAAUAAAUGUCGAAAGACAAGGAAUUAUAGUUCUAUUUCAAUGCUUUUCGAAGAGCUAGCCAUCAACCAUAGCGGAAAAGGCAUAUCAACUGCCGAUUUGAUAAUUGGGAUUUAUGCAACUGGAUUGUCUAUCCUUCAUCUUACGUCUCACUCCACAAUUCAAGGAAACACAAAAGACGGAUCUGCCUUCAGGCUUUUGCUACGUCAAGAGAACAUUUUUCAGAAAUUGAAAUCUUUGCUUGAUUCAUUGAAACGUGACUUUGAUAUUGGUGUCAAAAGGAGGAGCUCGUCACACAAACAAAUUCUGUACCUGCCGUCAUAUUUUGAUGCCCUGUCAUUUUUAUGUCAUCCCUUAGCUCAGAUCUUUAUUUCAGAAAGAAAAGAAGAUUUUACCGAAAUGGAGAGUCUGUACGUUGUGCAGGAUGCAUUUAGUCAAUACUGCCAUUUGCUUAACCAUUGCCAUAGUGUGCUUGACAACAAACAAGAUGCAUGUGAUGAAAAAAAUAGUACGAUACAGGUAGCAGUCGCUGGCUUUUCACUCUCUUUAAGAACAAAGCUUAAAAUAGAGGAAAAUGCCAAGUUCAUAGAUUAUUUCAUUCACAGUGAUAUUCACACAUAUGGGCUUAAGUAUCUAUUUACAUCUCUUUACAAUCUUGCUGUUGCUUUUUACAGAGGCAAGCAAAUGAUAGAGGCUGCCAAGGCUUUAAAGUUUUGCAGCAAAGCAUCUUGUACGUGGAUCUUAAAGAGCUGUGAAAAGUUUUCCCAUAUAUCAAAUGAACUUCAAGACGAAAUAUCAGAAGAUUCUGUAAUAAGUUUCAUCAGUAAUUCAUUUUCCAAAAUUGUCAAUGUUCUGGACGUAGUUUAUCAUAGUUGUAGCAAUAAUGAGGUUGAUGAGAUUCUCACUGAUUGCCUCAAAAGCUGGUGUAUGGCAAAAUAUUUUUUUGAUACACUUCCAUGUCCCACAAAUAUUAUCAAGCAGUUUGUAAAGAUAAAACUGGGAGCUCUUAAGGAAUUGGGUAUAGAAGAAGAUGCCACAUUGUUGCAUCCUAUAUUGUCAUCUUCAAUAGAAUAUAAAGGAACUGUUGGAUUACUAAUGGAGGAGGAACUUCAAGCAUAUAAAGAUUUGAAUGCUAUGAACCCAAAUUUUUGUCAGAAAAUGCGAUUGAAGAUUAUGAGCAUUCUUUUAGAUAAAGUAUAUCAUACAGAGGAUGCAUACUCGCAGAGAGCUAGAAUUCUUAUUGCCAAGAGUAGGGAGUUAAGAGCUAAAGGACUUUGCCAUGAUUGCAUUCUAUGUCUAUCUGAAGCAAUAUCCACAAUGGAAAGAUAUUUUGUGGCAAAGAGAAGAGAAAGUGAAAAACUUAGCUGCAUGGAUUCAGCUUGUGAUAUAGUUCCUCGUGCAUACUGUAUUCGUGCACUGUGUACCAAUGAGAUUGAACCUAGCUCAAAGCUAUUUUACGAAGAUAUUCAUGCUGCAGUUAGAAUGUUUAACAGUCAUCAAUGCCACCCAUCUGAUCAGUGCAAUAUGUUGUCAGAAGCCAUGCUGAAUUUGUUCUAUCAGAUAAUUGAUUUGUUAUCAAUUAAGGGAGAUCUGAAUAUUCAUGCUGAAAUUUUUGAGGCGAUUGUUCGGUUAUUUCAAUUGAAAAAUAUUCCACUAGAGACAUUGGUGUCAUUGCUAUGGAAACAUAGACGAAUUAGUCAUGCUCUUUGUACUUCACAUGUUAAUGAUUUGUUCAUUCAAGCAUUAUCCAAGCAUUGUGGUAAAGCGGUCAAUUCCUUUGAAUACUGGACAAAUUGUCUAAAGGCAUCACAACCAUUGCUAGUUGGGUUUCAAAUGAGCUUCCACACAAUGUUUGCUCUUUCUUCUCAAAAUCCUUGCGACCAUGGUGUAUCCGUUCCACCAGAUAUUUCAGAUGCUAAAGUGAAGCUCACUGCAUUAGAUCUCGCUUCCAAUGUCCCACUAUCCAGUGCUUCAGCUUUUAUUUCAGCUUAUCUCUAUUAUGACUUGAGUGAAAGACUGGUUCAAAGUGGACAGCUAACUGAAGCUCUUUCAUAUGCAAAAGAUGCAUACCAUUUGCGACUUGCCCUUCUAAAAGGAAAGUUCCAGCUUCACAUGGAGCAGCAGAAUAAAAACUGUCUUGCAUCAUUCCAAAUUUUUGAUUCAGUUGCUUCAGAUGCUUGGUUUUCUGAAGGUGUCUCUUUUGAUUCUGAAAGUUGCAUACUCACUCCCUGGAAUGUGCUCCAGUGCUAUCUUGAAAGCACUUUACAGGUUGGAAUCAUUAAUGAGAUUCUUGGAAAUGGAAAUGCUGCUAAACAUUAUCUACAGUUGGGAAAAGACAUCGCGUUCUCUCAGAGCCUGCCGAUUUUCAUAGCUUCUUUUUCUUGCAUUCUUGGUCAAACAUACUUUAAACAGAAGCUAUGGGAGUUGGCUGAAAAGGAAAUUAAAGCAGCCAAAGCUUUGGUUGAUUGUUUCAGUGAUGUUUCUUGCAAGUGCAUAGUUGUAUUUGAAGUUUUCAUUGAUCAGCUUUUUGGAGAUUUAUACAUAAACCAGUUUUGUAGUAAUCCAGAAAGUUUUACUUCAAAGGAGUUAGCCCAUGCUAAAGAGAAGUAUGGAUCUGCUAUUGACAAGUUGGCUCUCUCUAAAUGGAAUGCUUAUUUGGACGGUCCCAAGGCAGUUGUUUCUGAUCAUCUGGUUUUGAAAGAGGUUCCUACAAAAAGAAGAAAUCCUAAAAAUGCAGUUGAAACUGUAAAUGCUAGUAAGAAAGAGGAGGUGUUAGAGUCUGGUAUGAGGAUGACAAGAUCUAGAUAUCGCUCUUCUAUAAAACAAUGUGAAACUGCUGGCGAACAGUUUGAUACUGCUACAGACUUGAACUGUAAAUGCCACAGAAUGAAUUGUUGGCACCAACUUCCUCUGGAGGCUCUUCAGUCUGGGUCUAUCAGGAAUUUCAUAUACUUUAAAUGGGAGUUUGUUCGAAGACAACUCUUACAAAGGAUGUUAAUCAGCAUAGGAAAAUGCUUGUGCCUAUGUGAUGAGAACCAUGAAGCUCAUAAGGUUGGAAAAGAUACUUGGUCAAAGUUGUUUGCAAUCGAUCAUGUAGAGAUGAUUUACCACAUUUGCUGGUCAGCUUUGAAAAGUAAUUGUUGCAAAGCAACUAGGAAACUAUGCAGUAAAGACAACUGUGAUUUUUCUUCUAUUAACAUAUCAGAGAUAGUCUACUGGUUGAAAGUAGCCUUUACUCAGAGCCGUGAGGUUCCUUUACUUUUUCAAAAGGUUUCAAGGUUGCUGGCUGCAGUCUAUGUACUUUCAACAUCCGUCAAGAGUCUCUCUAUACCAUCUAGUAGGGUAAUCCCUGAAAGUCAAUGGGCGUCCUUCUUCCAUCAAGCUUCAAUCGGUGCUCAUUUUAACCUCCAGCUCUUCUCAGCCACAAUGAGGCAGCAAAAUGGCCAAGAUCUCUUGGAUAUCAAGGGUUCUUGUCCUUCCUCAAACGAAGCUGGUAAGAGAAAUCACAUCACACUCAGGCUUGCGCCUGGAUCAGUUGACAGUCUAGAAGAUUUUGUUCAACAAUUUUUUAAGAACUUGCCUUCUAGCACAGUUGUAUGCAUUAGCCUCAUAUUCGGUGAUCUUGCCAUUUUGCUGAGUCAGCUGUUGUUCCGCCCUUCCCCUAUUCAAGCAUGGAUACUUUUGUCACGGAUGAGUUCAAUAGAUCAGCCUGUUAUAGUAAUUCUCCCUAUAAAUUCAGUUUUAAAAGACACUCAAGAACUAUGCUCCAGCAUUUCCUCUCAAGCCUGUGAUUUCACUAAGCAGUGGCAUUGCCCAUGGGCAGCAUCCGGUGUGAUUGAUACUGUGGCCCCUUCAUAUAGGGAUAUAUUGGAGAAUAAUCACUUUUCCUCCUCCACAUGUCUUUUAGAUGAUACAUCAGAAAGCAGGUCUUUAUGGUGGAAGUGGAGGAAGCAACUUGAUAAGGCUCUGUCCAAAUUUUUGCAGGAUUUGGAGGAACUGUGGUUGGGCCCUUGGAAAUACUUGCUUUUGGGUGAAUUGUCAGAAUGUGAGCUCUUGGAUUCAUUGUUGAUGAACCUCACUAAACAUUUAAAACUUGAGUAUAAAGUAGAUGUAAAUAUGACUCUUCUCAAAAUAGUUCUUGGAGGUGCUACUCAUGCAGCUGAGAAAGGUGAUUGUGUAUCUCAACUAGUUUCGACUAAUGGAUGUCACAUAGGUGGAGAAUGUGGCAGGAUGCCUCAAACAUUAUCAAAAAUUUGCACUUAUUCAGAAGCAGUUUAUAAAACAAUACUAGAUGCUGCUGCCAAACUGGAGGACUCUGGAUGCUUAAACCGAAAACCAAGCAUUCUCGUUUUAGAUUUUGAUUUGCAGAUGCUUCCGUGGGAGAACUUGCCAAUAUUAAGAGAUCAAGAGGUGUACCGCAUGCCCUCUGUUGGUGCAAUCACUGCAACUCUACUCAAGCGAUGCCUCCACCAAGAAACUCUUGAGGAAGGGGAUGGAUUAAAUUCAAUUCCAUUUAUUGAUCCCCUAGAUUCCUAUUAUGUACUGAACCCUAGUGGUGAUCUUAGUAGCACACAAGCUGAAUUUGAGAACUGGUUCAACGAGCAAAACUUCGAGGGAAAGAGUGGAAUCGCACCUACUGUUGAGGAACUGACCGGUGCCCUGAAGAAACAUGACCUAUUCCUUUACUUUGGGCAUGGAAGCGGAAUGCAAUAUAUCCCCGGAAACGAGAUCAAGAGUAUAGACCCCUGCUCGGCUUCCCUACUAAUGGGAUGCAGCAGUGGUUCCUUGAUCUCCAACGGGGCCUACAUCCCUCAGGGCGCUCCUUUAUACUUCCUCUCAGCAGGUUCUCCAAUCAUAGUCGCAACUCUGUGGGACGUGACCGAUAAGGACAUAGACAGGUUUGGCAAGGCAAUGCUGGAGUGCUGGUUCAGAGAAAGGUCAACGACAGCCAUUUAUGGAGGCUGUGAUCAAUGCAUGGCUGGUGUUUCAGAGGAGUUUGAGUGCCUGGACAUAGCAGGUAAGAAGGGAAAGGGGAAGAAGGGUAUGAACAAAAGUAGCUGUAGUUGUAGGCAUAGGCCUAGAGUGGGGUCGUUCAUGGGGCAAGCUCGUAAGGCAUGUGUCCUUCCAUAUUUGAUUGGGGCAGCCCCAGUCUGCUAUGGUGUCCCCACUGGAAUAACAAGAAAAACUGAUUAAUUAAUGAUAAUCGGUGUUUUAUUUUUAUUUUUUUAAAAAAUAUCUCCUUCCCUCAUAAAUGUGUAGAAAAUUAACACUCUUUUGUUAAAGAAUGGAAUGGAAUGUUCUUUUCCUGAAAUUCAACUCUAGAAUUUAAAAUGUUGAGGUUCACCUUCUAAACUUCAUCGUAGAAGAAACAUUCCAUUCUUUUGUCCCAAAAUAAAUUAUUUACUCCUUU